CGUAGCAAUAAUUUACCUUGAGCUUUACUUUUUAUACUGUAAUCGAACACGUUUACAUAGAAGAGGCGAAGACUACCGUGUCUAGUGAAUAAAAUGUGUUUAAACCACGCCCGGCUUGGAUGGUGAGCCAAUGGGGCCGGGUGCCGGCGAGGGAGUCGGCGCAGGACCCGCCUUGCCACCGCGGCCGACUUAGUUGACAUGAAACAAUCGCGAGGCGCGGUCGCGUUCCCGACCCACCACCACACAACAACUGUACUCCAGGGUGCUCUACCAUACAUCCGUCAGUGUUUGCGGUACCCCAGUGGGUCUGAAAUGACUUAAAAGAUGAACGAAGGCAGCCAAAUUCAUAGUUAAUGUUUGUUUUUUUUUUUUAUUUAUGAGUGAACAUUUGAAGAAAAUCAACAAAGUGUUGGGUGUAAAGGUGGAAAUGAAGACGGAGCACCGCACUUGCUGCGCGUGCGGGGAGCCCAUCGCGGACCGAUUCCUGCUGGAGGUGGGCGGCGGCGCGUGGCACACGGCCUGCCUGCGCUGCUGCGUGUGCGCCGUGCAGCUCGACCGCCACCCCUCCUGCUUCCUGCGCGACCGCCAGGUCUACUGCAAGCAGGAUUACGCCAAGAGUUUCGGCGCGAAGUGCUCCAAGUGCUGCCGGGGCAUCUCGUCGUCGGACUGGGUGCGCAAGGCACGCGAGCAGGUGUACCACCUGGCAUGUUUCGCGUGUGACGCCUGCGGCCGCCAGCUCUCCACCGGCGAGCAGUUCGCGCUGCACGAGGACCGCGUGCUCUGCAAGCCGCACUACCUCGAGACACUCGACGGCGGCUCCAUCUCUUCGGACGAUGGUUGCGACUCUGAAGGUUAUCACAAAAGCAAAGCCAAGCGGGUACGAACGACUUUCACCGAAGAGCAACUGCAGGUUCUCCAGGCGAACUUCCAACUGGAUUCGAACCCUGACGGGCAGGACUUGGAGCGCAUCGCGCAGGUGACGGGGCUCAGCAAGCGCGUCACGCAAGUCUGGUUCCAGAACAGCCGCGCGCGCCAAAAGAAGCAUCAGCACACUGGGAAAGGGAAACAAAACCAGCGUUGGUGUAUUUUGUCCGCAGUGAUGUCGCGGGACACGGAUCCGGUGGGGUUUGGCCGACCGAUCAACCUGCACCUCACCUACUCCUUCCAGAACAAGCCCCCUUUUGUCCCGAUAGACGGCACUUCGUUUACGGAUUCCUCGAUGGAUGAGCUCUCGGAAGAUUCGUCGAUCCAUUGCAUGCAGAGUGAAGUUUAAAAUUGAAACCAAUAGGUAUCUACUCGUAUAAAACGAGUAGGUAAUUUGUUUAGAGUCAGCAUUUACAGCUUUGGUUUCGAGAUUGUCUACUUUUGUGAGGGUAGAAGAUUAACAACCAAUACUAGAUAUUUAGAGAAUUAAUGUAAAUUAAUAGUAUUUAAGUCAAUGUAUAAAAUAAGGCCUAAUCAAAGUAACUAUUUCUAAAUUAUUGUAAAAAGUUAUAAUUAUUUAUUUAUUUAUUUUUAGUAACUGUGAUACUUACGUUUGCUGUCAAAACCUCUAUUGUUUGCCUUUGAAUUAAUAGCUCCUAGAAUAUAAUUUAUUUUUAACGUCUAAGUAUACGUACCUACAUAUAACCUUCAAAUUAUUAAAUUACUAGAAUUAGUACUUUUUCACUUCUACAAACUUAUGUAAAAUCUCCAAUAUUUGUGCCAAAACCUAAGUUUUGUCCAGUGAACAAUUUCAUAUACCUACCUAUA
Molecule: messenger RNA, 1752 nt
Organism: Cydia splendana
Lineage: Eukaryota; Metazoa; Arthropoda; Insecta; Lepidoptera; Tortricidae
Gene: Awh
Product: LIM/homeobox protein Awh
Exons: 6
Coding region: 377-1273 (298 amino acids)
Biological process (GO): regulation of transcription by RNA polymerase II; neuron differentiation
Cellular component (GO): nucleus
Molecular function (GO): DNA-binding transcription factor activity, RNA polymerase II-specific; RNA polymerase II transcription regulatory region sequence-specific DNA binding
Source: RefSeq, a predicted model, not a curated record